AUGACUUUAGAAGACUUCGAGAAGUCAUUGGCAGAGGGGAAAGAGGAGCGGCACGAAAAAAGCGAAGGGCGACAUCAUCGAGACCGAAACCGCGAUCGCGACCGCAGCAAAGAGCGCUCGAGACACCGUCAUCGUUCCAGCCACCAUCACCGGCGGCAUUCUUCCAGAUCCCGCGAUCGCGACAGCGAGCGAACUCGUGAGUCCCGGCAUCGCGACGAUGAUGGCCACCGGCACAAGCGUUCACGUCGUUCCGACGAUCAAGGAGACGAGCAUGGCCAUAAACGCCAUCACCGGAGCUCCAAAGACGAGGCGGGAUCCACUGCUCCUUCAGUAAUAGUACAAGAGGAGCCUAACAAUCUGAAACGUGACGCCUGGAUGGAAGCGCCGUCGACUCUCGACGUCGAUUAUGUUCAUCGACCGGAUUCGACGCGACAGGAGGAGCCGAAACCAAUAAUGCUUGCAGCAGACUAUGAACUCAAAAUCCACGAAAAGGAGCUCAACGACCAUCUACGUGAUCUUAAGAAUGGAAAAGCAGUCGAAGAGAUAGAAGAUGAGCCUGCUCAGCACGAGGUGGACUAUACCUUUGGGGACUCAGGAUCACAAUGGAGAAUGACCAAGCUCAAAGGGGUAUACAGAGAGGCGGAAGAAAGUGGCAGGCCUAUCGAUGAUGUUGCUAUUGAGCGUUUUGGAGAGCUUCGCGCUUUUGAUGACGCUCGGGAGGAGGAAACCGAGAUUGACCGGCGCAAGACGUAUGGACAGUCCUAUGUGGGCAAAACUAAACCCAGCGGGGAGCUGUUCCAGGAAAGGAAACUUCAAAAAAACAUUCGAAGAGAUCCGCUUGAACAUAUUCGGGAUCCAGAACAAGAGCUCAAUGCCGAAGGCCAAGGCAAGAAAAUGGAUACUGUUCCACCUCCCAAUACUACCCGCCACCUCGACCUGACAGCAUUGAAUCGUCUGAAAGCCCAGAUGAUGAAGGCAAAACUCAGAAAAGCACCAGAUGCCGCCGCUCUUGAGGAGCAGUACAAUAUAGCCGCGGCAGCCAUGUCAAACCGCAAGGAAUCUGAUGUCGUGGUCCUUGAUGUCAUGCACAACCGCAUGCUAGCAGGCUCGGGGAAUGAGGUAAAAGCCAUCGAUACGAAGAGGGGUCGUGAAAGGGGCCUAGUAGAAACAAAUGAAGAUAUGAGCAUUGAGGAUAUGGUGCGAGAAGAGCGCAAAACGCGUGGCCAGCUCGGCGGAGAGGGCCGGCGGUUGGCAGAUCAAAUUGGCCGUGAUGCCAAGUUUGAGAACGAUUUGGAGUAUAUGGAUGACAAUGCAUCCAAGCUGGCCAAAAGAGUUCAUCGAUCUGAGAUUGAUCUCAAGAACACAACAAUCAAUGACUUCCACAAGAUGAACCGGAUUUUGGAUAACUGUCCUCUUUGUCACAACGAAAACAAGGGCACGCCUCCACUUGCCCCGGUGGUAUCCCUUGCGACCAGGGUCUUCCUCACACUUCCUACGGAACCCGAGAUCAGUGAAGGAGGUGCUACCAUCGUACCAAUCCAACACCGCACUAAUUUGAUGGAAUGCGAUGACGAUGAGUGGGAAGAAAUUCGCAACUUUAUGAAGAGCCUCACGCGUAUGUACCACGACCAAGGUCGAGAUGUAAUCUUCUACGAGAAUGCAGCCCAGCCACAGCGCAAGCGACAUGCAUCCAUGGAAGUUGUGCCUUUGCCUUACAGUCUAGGAGAAACAGCGCCCGCUUUCUUCAGGGAAUCAAUUCUCAGUGCCGAGUCGGAAUGGUCGCAGCACCGCAAGCUUAUCGAUACCCUUGCCAAAUCAAAACAAGGGCUUGGUCGGUCUGCCUUCCGCCGGACCCUUGUGAAGGAAAUGCCUUACUUCCACGUUUGGUUCGAACUAGACGGCGGCCUGGGUCAUAUCGUGGAAGAUGACAACCGCUGGCCUCGUGGAGACCUUUUUGCCCGGGAGAUCAUUGGAGGAAUGUUAGACGUUGCUCCGGACGUCAUCAAACGACAAGGGCGCUGGAACCGUGGUGAUCGUAGGGUUGAUGGAUUCAGAAAACGCUGGAAGAAGUUUGACUGGACCCGUAUUUUGGUUGAAAGCUAA
This is a messenger RNA of Penicillium coprophilum, 2103 nucleotides long. RefSeq names its product putative cell cycle control protein (Cwf19). The transcript has 2 exons. Gene Ontology annotation, cellular component: post-mRNA release spliceosomal complex. Gene Ontology annotation, biological process: mRNA splicing, via spliceosome. The record is from RefSeq and is a predicted model, not a curated record. Bases 1 to 2103 code for a protein of 700 amino acids. NCBI's taxonomy places the organism in Eukaryota, Fungi, Ascomycota, Eurotiomycetes, Eurotiales, Aspergillaceae.